GUGGAAGUCUUGUUAAGGACACCAUCUUCCCCAGCACGCUUCGGUUUGGAACCUAAAAACAAAUAAAUAUACGUUGGAGAAUUCCUUCGUGUUAUCAAACUUCAAGUUCUCUCCUUUCGAUCAUCAUGGACGUGGGGGAGUCCUCUUUCGCAAAAUCAAAAUCCUCUUCGGAAAUCUGGGCUAAGCUUGGAAGAAAAUGCCAGAUUGUGAAUUGGAUUUGGCGUUUUUCUUUAUGCUUGGAUUCAAGAUAUGAAGAUGUCAAGAUUAGCUCAAACGAAGUUGUGAUAAAUUCAGAAACCAAAGGCUGUUCUCAAGAAAAGCACGAAUGGUGCAAAAUAACAAGGAAUUCAGAUCAAUUUUCUGCCACAAUGCAAAACAAGAGUUCAAAUGUAAUACUGGUCAAUGAUAUUGUUGUCCAAAGUGAAGAUGUUUUUGACAUCGAAUGUGGAGCUGUAGUAAUUGCAGGGCCUAAUAAAGAAGGAUAUUUGAGCUACAAAUUCAAAGUAAUGUGCGACCAAGAAUCCAGUAAGCAGAAGUUAAAGAUAAGUAUAGAUAUUGAGCAUGCACAAUGCAGCAUCUGCUUGAAUAUAUGGCAUGAUGUUGUUACCAAUGCCCCUUGUCUUCAUAGCUUCUGCAAUGGAUGCUUCUCGGAGUGGUUAAAGAGAUCACAGAAGAAACAAAGAGGUGUGCUCUGUCUGCAGUAUAGAGCAGUUGUACGGUUUGCUGGAAGAAAUCAUUUUCUGCAUAACAUUGAGGAGGGCUUACUACAAGCUGAUCCUUCGCUAAGACGUUCUGAUGAAGAAGUUGCAGUUUUAAAUUCCUAUGCAAUUAUAAAAUCAAAUUUUGUCAUUAGGAGUGGAGAAAGACAAAAUAGAAAGAGGGCACGGUUUUUUAUGGAUGCGAGAAGUGUCAGUGAAGAUGGUAAUGUGGACAUUGAUGGUGAGGAAAGUGAUGAUUGAGGGCCCCAUUGCUCACAAUGUGGCACUGAGAUUGGUGGGUUCCAGUGCAACCCUAACACCAUCCAUUUACAAUGUCAAGCUUGUGGAGUAAUGAUGCCUUCCAGAGUUGAUAUUAAUAUACCACAGCACUGUUUGGGCUGUGAUAGAGCAUUUUGUAGUGCAUACUGGCAAUCUCAAAGGCAUUCAGCUUGUUUGCAGUCAAGAAACAUUCAAACCAGUAUGUGCUGCUGGUUUUAUGACUAUGUUGAGUUACUUUGACUUGAUUUCUAGUGUCUCUUUGUUCUUAUUUCUUUGACUUUCUAUUUCUUUUUAAUAUAUUAGAGAAUGAACUGCUGGUUCAAGU
Molecule: messenger RNA, 1302 nt
Organism: Rubroshorea leprosula
Lineage: Eukaryota; Viridiplantae; Streptophyta; Magnoliopsida; Malvales; Dipterocarpaceae
Source: the annotation of a GenBank genome assembly